Messenger RNA from Pocillopora damicornis (cauliflower coral), 1645 nucleotides. Its product is annotated as serine racemase. Gene Ontology annotation, molecular function: serine racemase activity; L-serine ammonia-lyase activity; pyridoxal phosphate binding. The record is from RefSeq and is a predicted model, not a curated record. Gene Ontology annotation, biological process: D-serine biosynthetic process. NCBI's taxonomy places the organism in Eukaryota, Metazoa, Cnidaria, Anthozoa, Scleractinia, Pocilloporidae.
UAACAAAGGUCAUUGCUUAAUUGCAGCUCCAUUUUCUGGGACAGAAGCUGGAAAACUGAUCAAAUUACAUGUUAAUUACACAGAAUGCUGUCAAAUUUUGAAGUGAAGAUACAGGACAUUCAAGAUGCUGCAAAAAGAAUUGAGCCAUAUGUACACAAAACGCCAGUGAUGACAUCCUCAACUCUUGACAGAAUGGCUGGCAGAGCAGUUCAUUUUAAGUGUGAAAUCUUCCAAAAAAUAGGAGCUUUCAAGAUUAGAGGGGCAAUGAAUGCUGUUAUUCAGUUGUUGAAUUCUCUGCCUGAUGAUCAAAGACCUGUGCUGGUGACUCACAGUAGUGGAAACCAUGCCCAAGCAAUUGCUCUUUCAUCAAAAAUCAUGGGACUGCAGGCUUUUAUUGCUAUGCCAAUAAAUGCUCCCUCAGUUAAGAAGGCUGCAGUAAGAGAAUAUGGUGCAACUAUUGUUGACUGUGGUACAUCAGCUGAGGACAGGGAAGCAACUUCUCAAAGAAUCCUUCGAGAGACUAGUAAUUCCUAUCUUAUACCUCCUUUUGAUCAUCCUCACAUUAUUGCUGGUCAGGGUACUCUUGGUCUGGAAAUAUUGGAACAGGUGCCAAACUUGGAUGCAAUAAUUGUCCCAGUUGGUGGUGGUGGUAUGCUGAGUGGGAUUGCUAUAGCUGUCAAAGCAUUGAAGCCUGAUAUAAAAAUUUUUGCAGCUGAACCUGCAAAUGCUGAUGACUGUGCUAAGUCAUUUGCUGCAAAUGAAAGGAUUCCACUUCAAGGCCCUCCUAGUACUAUAGCAGAUGGAUUGAGGACAAGUGUAGGCCAUGUAACAUGGCCAAUCAUUAAAGACAAAGUAACUGACAUCAUAACGGUCACAGAAGAAGAAAUCAUAACUGCAAUGAGGGUACUGUGGGAAAGAAUGAAGCUUCUUAUUGAGCCAUCAGCAGCUGUAGGUGUGGCAGCCAUUUUGUCAGAGAGAUUCAGAGCACUUCCUAACCUGAGGAAUGUUGCUGUAGUGUUGUGUGGUGGCAAUGUAGACCUCGAUAACCUCCCUUGGAAGAAGUAACAACUGCAAUUCAGUUUUGGGAAGAGAUGCAAACAAAUAAAUUAGGGACUACCAAAUAGCAUGCACUGGAGGUGUCUUUUCAGGACAAGUUAACAUUUAGAAGCUGGUUUAUACAACUACCCAUGUUUGAUAUGGCAUUAGAGUCCACCUUAAGGGAAGGAAGCAGAGAAAGGCAAAAUAUUAGUUAUCCUAUCCCCUCCCCUCUCUCUCUCUUUUUGACCGUUGCUCACCCCCUCCCUCCAUAAAGCAAAUUUCUUUCUCUCCCCGGCCUUCCUCUGCUGUAAAAAUCAAAGAUGGCAGCUAUAAUUUUUCACUUAGAUACUACUGAGUACUUGCCUGCCAAAAUUAUGCCUAAUCUUCAGGCCAACUACAAAGUUCAAUUUUCCUCUCAUGUGGAAUUGGUAACAUUGGUCUAGCAAGAUAUCAUGUAUUGAUGUAAAGCUGUAAUAUACCAGACAGUGAAAGGCCCCCCAUAGGAUGAUGCAUACAAAUGAGAUUGACUCACAUAGCUGAUAAGAUUUUUCAAAGUAUGUCUAAUGUAUAAUAAAAAAGUUACAUGGCAAAUAAAUUGAUACAAAUA